Messenger RNA from Gopherus flavomarginatus (Mexican gopher tortoise), 1759 nucleotides. RefSeq names its product tudor domain containing 10 (gene TDRD10). Gene Ontology annotation, molecular function: RNA binding; protein binding. Bases 303 to 1379 code for a protein of 358 amino acids. The transcript is spliced from 13 exons. NCBI's taxonomy places the organism in Eukaryota, Metazoa, Chordata, Testudines, Testudinidae. The record is from RefSeq and is a predicted model, not a curated record.
GGGGCCCGGCCCCUGGGCUGGCUACUGGGGGCACAUCGGCAGAGCGGGCAAGGAGGGGCCCUGGCCAGGAAGAGCAGCGAGAGCUGUGGGGCAGAACCAGGUGAAUUCGAGCAGCUUGGGGCUCCUGAGCCUGGAGUAGCUGCAGACCAGGACUCCAGCGUAUUGACUUGCCCGAUGGGAAGCACAGGACUGAAAUACUGGGGCCGGGGGGAGGGGAAUCUGUGGGUCAGGGCUGACCAGCCAUGGGCACCUCCGUCUGGGCCAGCAGAGCUGCAGGUUGCUGGGCCCGUGACCCCUGAGCCAUGGCAAGCAGCAGCGGUGGCUGGGGUGCUCCCAAGUCCCACAAGCCCAACGGGAAACCGCAGCAGCUCAAAUACUCAGGUGUUGUCAAGAAAAAGGAUUCAGAAGUUUAUGUCGGAAACGUCCCGCCUGAGAUGACGGAGGAGGACAUAUUGCUCCUGCUCAGGGACUUCCACCCGCAGCAUAUAAAAAGGUGCCAUUCCGGGCUGAGAAGCUAUGCCUUUGUAGAUCUCAGCUCCUCUGAGCAGGUGCAGGCUGCAAUCCAGCGCUUCAACGGGCACCUCGUGAACGGACGUCGCCUGUUUCUGAGCCGCACGGGUGCAGACAACGGGAGGAAGGCCCCGGCUGAGACCCAGAGCACCAUGGAAAUGCCCGCUUUGGAGAGAGUCCCUAGGGGAGAGCUUGGUCUGAGCCAUGCAAAGGCAGAGACCCAAACCCUGCAGCCGGCGCCUCCCGAUGCAGCGAGGCAGAUCUGUUAUGCGGUUCCCAUGGAAAUGAGGGGUUCCUUCUUGGCACUCAUGCUAAAAGACUGCUUUCAGGAUCUGAACUGGUUGGUGUCGAUUGCAAAGCUGCACGGAGAGGCAGGGCUGCUGGUGACGGAUGCUCUGCCACAGACCCCGUACUUCUGGGCCAUACACCUCACAGAGGAAAGUCACUCGAACAUGCACAAGCUGUUCUGCCAGCUGGCGGAAGAGGAAUCCAAGCAGCCCUACCUGACGAGGCAGGCGGUGCAGCGAGGGACCCGCUGCAUGGCAGAGUGCAUUCUGGGGGAGGACGGCGCGGCAUGGAACAGGUGCUGGGUCUUGGAGAAAGUGGAAGAUCUUGCAGUGGUUCUCUUUGUUGACUUUGGCCGUUCAGCCACUGUUCCUCUGAACUCACUGCGGAAGCUGGAUGAAGAUGAUUUCUGGGACAUAAAACCGCUGGCCCAGCCCUUCAUGUUCCAAAAAGAGAUUGUCUCUGCAAGACCCAUGGUCCGGCAAAUCCUGCGAGGGAAGGUGGUUGGCCCGUCUCGCCUGGAGCCUCACAUCCUGACAUUCACCUUCUGCACAGAGGAGGAAGAGGAAGCUGAGGACCAGUGAGCUCUGAGCUGAAAGUCCCCUGCCUCUUGCUGCCUAAAGCAGGAGUGGGGCAGAGAACUGCUGGACCUUGGAAAAGUCGUCUUCAGCCUGAACCAGCCUUAUUAACUGGCUGCAGUGUUGUGAUUGUGGGGAGGGGGCGUCUCUUAUUUCUCCAGGUUUAGUGAUAUCCCCAGUUAGCUUCAAGGGGGUUACCUAGUUUUGAUUUUUCUGUAAAAUUGUGAGGGGGCUGGUGAACUGUCUCUCUGGUGCCUGACUAUUAAAUGGAGCCUGGCAAGUCCCGCUAACGCUGCCUCCGCUAGGUGUGGGUCUGCCCAGAGUGCCUGGCUGCUGGACAAAUCCCUGUUAGACCAGCAUGUGCCCUGGCAGCUUGAAGGGCCUGU